GCUGCAAGAUCAAAGCGCUGCGCGCCAAGACCAACACGUACAUCAAGACGCCCGUGCGGGGCGAGGAGCCCGUCUUCAUCGUCACCGGCCGCAAGGAGGACGUGGAGAUGGCCAAGCGGGAGAUCCUCUCGGCCGCCGAGCACUUCUCCAUGAUCCGGGCGACGCGCAACAAAGCCAACGGGCUGGCGGGCGCCCUGCCGGGGCCGCCCAACCUGCCGGGCCAGACCACCAUCCAGGUGCGGGUGCCCUACCGCGUCGUGGGGCUCGUCGUGGGGCCCAAGGGAGCCACCAUCAAGCGCAUCCAGCAGCAGACGCACACGUACAUCGUGACGCCGAGCCGGGACAAGGAGCCCGUCUUCGAGGUGACGGGCAUGCCCGAGAACGUGGACCGGGCCCGCGAGGAGAUCGAGGCGCACAUCACCAUGCGGACAGGCUCCUUCGUCGACGUCAACGCCGACAACGACUUCCACUCCAACGGCACCGACGUGUGCCUGGAGCUGCAGGGCGGCGCGGCCGCGCUCUGGGCCAAG
Nothoprocta perdicaria is the source of this 530-nucleotide messenger RNA. Its product is annotated as RNA-binding protein MEX3D-like. The transcript has a single exon. Gene Ontology annotation, molecular function: RNA binding. Lineage: Eukaryota; Metazoa; Chordata; Aves; Tinamiformes; Tinamidae. The record is from RefSeq and is a predicted model, not a curated record. The annotation marks the transcript as partial.